AUGGAUGUAAGAAUUGUGUUAGCCUUUUUAUUCAAAUUUUCUGAAGGUUCUUUCGAUCUUGAUUGCUUAGGUGAAUUUGACCAAAGAAUUGCAUUUGGCCAAUUGAAAAGAUUUUCUUGGAGGGAAUUGCAGAUAGCAACAGAUUACUUCAGUGAGGAAAAUGUCCUUGGACGGGGGGGGUUUGGAAAGGUGUACAAGGGAGUGCUGGCAGAUAAUACCAAAGUUGCUGUUAAACGAUUAACUGAUUAUGAGAGUCCAGGUGGAGAUGCAGCAUUCCAGCGUGAAGUCGAGAUGAUAAGUGUGGCUGUACACAGGAAUUUACUACACCUGAUUGGGUUCUGUAUGACACCAACAGAGCGGCUUUUAGUGUAUCCCUUCAUGCAGAACUUAAGUGUUGCCUAUCGCCUGCGAGAGCUUAAGCCUGGGGAGCCUGUUUUGGAUUGGCCUACUAGAAAGUGUGUAGCUUUAGGCACAGCUCGUGGGCUAGAGUAUCUUCAUAAAUAUUGUAACCCAAAAAUUAUUCAUCGGGAUGUUAAGGCUGCAAAUGUGUUGCUGGAUGAAGAUUUCGAAGCAGUAGUUGGUGACUUUGGCCUGGCAAAAUUAGUGGAUGCAAGAAGAACUAAUGUAACAACACAAGUUCGUGGAACAAUGGGUCACAUAGCACCUGAAUACUUGUCUACUGGGAAGUCAUCAGAAAAGACAGAUGUUUUUGGUUAUGGGAUCAUGCUGCUUGAAGUUGUGACUGGUCUACGUGCAAUAGACUUUUCACACCUGAAUGAAGAUGAUGAUGAUGGUGUUUUAUUGCUUGACCGUGUCAAGAAACUGCAAAAGGAAAAAAGACUGGAUGCUAUUGUGGACCGCAAUCUAAAUAGUAACUAUAACAUUCAAGAAGUGGAGAUGAUGAUUCAGAUUGCAUUACUUUGCACCCAAGUAUCACCAGAAGACCGACCUGCAAUGUCAGACGUGAUUAAGAUGCUGGAGGGAGAGGGACUGGCUGAGAGAUGGGAAGAAUGGCAGCACAUAGAAGUUAACCGGAUGCAAGAGUAUGAGAGGUUACAGAGAAGACUGGACUGGGCAGAGGAUUCAACAUGUAAUCAGGAUGCUAUCGAGUUGUCUAAUGGAUGA
Messenger RNA from Thlaspi arvense, 1125 nucleotides. Lineage: Eukaryota; Viridiplantae; Streptophyta; Magnoliopsida; Brassicales; Brassicaceae. The record is from the annotation of a GenBank genome assembly.